Messenger RNA from Melitaea cinxia (Glanville fritillary), 3172 nucleotides. RefSeq names its product inter-alpha-trypsin inhibitor heavy chain H4-like. The coding region runs from base 183 to 3017 and encodes 944 amino acids. The transcript is spliced from 22 exons. The record is from RefSeq and is a predicted model, not a curated record. Lineage: Eukaryota; Metazoa; Arthropoda; Insecta; Lepidoptera; Nymphalidae.
AGCCGCUGCUCUGGGUUACUAACAAGUUCCACGCAGCUCGACGGAGGGGACACACGCUUGUUAUCGGUCCACCAUUAGUUGCUUUAUAAUUUACCUUCUAUCAAGGAGUGAAUGCGGAACGUACCAGAGCUUGAGUGGUCAUUGUUGCAAUCAUCUCGUUGAGCGUAAACAAACCUGUUAAAAUGAAGCCUCAAUGGCUGUCAAUAGUGUGCUGUGUAACUACUUUAGUAGUUCACAGUCAUGGAGCCGCUGUACCGACACAAGAUACAUUCGUUGUUGCUAAAUCAGAAGGGGAAGUCACAGAAGCAACAGGUAUGACAACAGAAGAACCAGGUGCACCAAUAAAGUUGACUCAGAUGCGUGUUCACUCUGAGGUAUCCUUACGGUAUGCGGUGACCGCCGUCGUCACUCACGUACGGAACCCUUCACACCGCUCACAGGAAGCCACCUUCCACGUGCUCCUGCCAGAAACAGCUUUCAUUAGUGAAUUCGUCAUGACAUUAAAUGGAAAACCAUAUAAAGCGUACGUCAAAGAAAAAUCAGAAGCAAAGAAAAUCUACUCUGAAGCUGUUUCUCAAGGAAUUGGCGCUGCUCAUAUAUCUGCGAAGGCUCGUGAUUCCAACCAUUUCACGGUAUCCGUAAACGUAGAACCCAACACUGAGGCGAUGUUCAACUUGACUUAUGAGGAGUUGUUAGUGCGUCGCAUUGGAGUAUACAACCAUGCUAUUAACCUGCACCCUGGUGCUCUCGUACCCAAGAUGGAGGUGACAGUCCACAUCAAAGAAUCUCAGAAAAUCAACGUACUCCGAGUACCCGAAGUCAGAACCGGAAAUGAAAUUGAUGCUACCGAAAAUGAUGCUCACUACGCGAAAGUUACCAUACAAAAAAGCAAUGAUGAAAAAGAAGCAACAGUAACUUUUACUCCGGAUCUUGAAGAACAGAAACGCUUGAUGCAGGUUUAUGCGGCAAUGAAUUCCCCUAAACUUUAUUCUUUAACACAACAGGAAAAGGUCAAAGAAUCAGCGUCAACGCAUCGGCAUUGGUACGCAAGUGAGGACCAACAAAUAAGUACGACUGGUGUGCUCGGACAGUUUGUAGUUCAGUACGAUGUCGACCGUCCCGCCAAUGGAGAGGUUUUGGUUAACGACGGCUACUUCGUGCACUUCUUCGCGCCCAAGGACUUGAAGCCACUGAGCAAGCUGGUGGUGUUCGUGCUCGACACUUCGAGCUCGAUGAGCGGCCGCAAGAUCGAGCAGUUGCGUGAUGCCAUGCGCGCCAUCCUCGCUGACCUGCACCCCUCCGACUUCUUCAGCAUCGUCGAGUUCAGCAGCAAUGUCAAGGUGCACAAGCUGUCAGAGGCGCUGAAGGAGCCCGUGCGACCGCACUACUCGUGGCAAGAGUCGGACGGGCCCGCCGCGCUCGUGCCGCCCGCGCGUGCCUCGAGCGACAACAUUGAAAAAGCGAAAGUCAUCGUAUCCCGGCUCUCCGCGAACGGAGGAACAAACAUUUACGAUGCACUCGACGUAGCCGUAGAUGUCAUCAACAAGGCAUACGCAAAAAAUAAAACAGUUGCAGACAACACCACGACCACGACCAAUGAAGACACAGUAGGAGAUGAUGUGCAACCGAUUAUAAUCUUCUUGACGGACGGUGACGCGACUGUCGGUGAAACUAACCCUUCACGUAUACUGUCUUACAUCACCGAGAAAAACUCCGGCGACAAGAAGGCUGCAAUUUACUCUCUUGCUUUCGGCCAAGACGCGGACAGGAACUUGCUACGCAAGCUAUCUCUGCGUAACGAAGGCUUCAUGAGGCAGAUCUACGAGGCGGCCGACGCGGCGCUGCAGCUGCGCAACUUCUACCUGCAGGUGUCGUCGCCGCUGCUGGCGCACGUCAACUUCGCCUAUCCACCCGACCAGGUGAAGCCGGGUUCAGUAACGAAGCACUCGUUCACGACGACGUUCGCCGGUUCGGAGGUGGUGGUAGCGGGCGAGCUGGCCCCUGCCACCAGCGAGCUCGAGCCCCAAGUGACCGCGUUCUGCGCCGACGACAACCACGGCCGGAAACGGUUCGAGAUAAAGAACAAAGUGGCAGUGAAGGAGAAGAACGGAUAUCUUCCACUGGAGAGACUUUGGGCGUAUCUCACCAUCAAGCAGCUCCUGGACGAAAGGGAAGCGCUUGACCAGACUGACAGCAAAGAUGAGAAAAGCCCCGAGAAACGAGCCCUCGCUAUCGCUCUUAAGUAUUCAUUCGUGACGCCGCUAACAUCGCUAGUGGUGGUAAAGCCUAAUGCGACAAACGCUGUUGAUGCAGAAUCUGCUGAUAAACCCCCGUAUGCAUUGCCGCAACCCGCAUUCGGCUACAGUCAAGGAUUAGCCGGCGCUCCGUAUAGAAACAGCAUGUAUAUCUCUUCUCCCAGUAGAAUCUUUGGUGCUGUUCCGCUUAGUGCACCCUUCAGUUCAUCCCAUUCGCUCUAUAGUGAAGGACUGCUCUUAGCCCAACAUGCCCCAAUUGCGUCUUCGGCCUUCUUCCCCCAGGCGCUCGAUGGAGUAGCAGAUUACCAAGUAGAUGCUCUAGAAGAAGAAGACUUGGAUGCGGGCAGUUUACCGUUCAAUGCAUAUCCAACAACUCCUGCUCCGUUCUUAUUGUCUACAACUGUUGAACCUCCAACUAGUACUACUGAAAAUUUGGAAGAAUCCUACCACUUAAAAUCCUUCAGUUGGGCAUUGAGUUUGCUCAACAGCGAGAGAAAUUCAUUAGAGUUUUCGGCAAAUGGAAAAAAUGUUACUCUUGAACUUUCGAAAUCUGACAUCCCACCCAAGGACGCUGUCGACAGUGAAUGUGCGCAGAGCGCCGGUGCGCCGAGUGAGGCCGGCGUGUGCGUCUACCUCACGCGCUGCGCCGCUGCACGCGACAUCGGCCUCGACGAGUACCGCACUACAUACUGCGUCGUCGAGAACAAAUACGCUGGCGUUUGUUGUCCCAAAAACAAAGUGGAUAUAACUACUACACCUUGACUAAGAAAUCGAUAACUUUUAAAUUCAAAAUCACAUUGUUUUAAGAUAAAAUACCAUAAAUGAAGUGCCAUUUUUAAAUGUUAACACAUAAUACAAACACAGCAACAAAUAAUGUUGAUGUAAAAAAGAAAUAAAAUAUUCCUUUUUAGAAAAAA